AUGUAUCUUUACAAUUUAACCCUGCAAGGCUCAACGGCCAUUUCGCAUGCCGUGCACGGUAAUUUUUCUGGCACGAAGCAGCAAGAGAUAAUUAUAUCUCGAGGCAAAACUUUAGAAUUGCUAAGACCUGAUCCGAAUACUGGAAAAGUGCAUACAUUAAUGAAAGUGGAGAUUUUCGGCGUCAUUCGUUCUAUGAUGUCAUUUCGUCUCACCGGCGGCACUAAAGAUUACAUAGUUGUUGGAUCUGACUCUGGCCGCAUUGUGAUACUUGAAUAUAUUCCUGCCAAGAACAUUCUAGAAAAAGUACAUCAAGAGACGUUUGGAAAAUCGGGAUGUAGAAGAAUAGUACCAGGACAGUACCUAGCUAUUGAUCCGAAAGGCAGAGCUGUUAUGAUAGGUGCAAUUGAAAAGCAAAAAUUGGUUUACAUUUUGAACAGAGAUGCUGAAGCCAGAUUGACGAUCUCAUCACCGCUCGAAGCUCACAAAUCCAACACAUUGGUUUACCACAUGGUCGGAGUUGAUGUUGGCUUUGAAAACCCUAUGUUUGCUUGCUUGGAAAUAGACUAUGAAGAGGCAGACUCGGAUCCCACAGGGGAAGCAGCUCAAAAGACACAGCAGACAUUAACAUUCUAUGAACUAGAUCUGGGUUUAAAUCAUGUAGUAAGAAAAUAUUCCGAACCUCUUGAAGAACAUGCCAAUUUUCUUAUAACUGUACCAGGUGGCAAUGAUGGCCCGUCGGGUGUACUUAUCUGUUCAGAAAAUUACCUGACGUAUAAAAAUUUGGGAGAUCAGCAUGAUAUUAGAUGUCCUAUACCCAGAAGGAGAAAUGAUUUGGACGACCCAGAAAGGGGUAUGAUCUUUGUAUGCUCAGCCACUCACAAGACGAAAUCAAUGUUCUUUUUCCUAGCACAAACUGAACAGGGUGAUAUAUUCAAAAUUACUAUAGAAACUGACGAAGACAUGGUAACGGAAAUUAAACUGAAAUACUUUGAUACUGUACCAGUGGCAACCGCUAUGUGUGUUCUGAAGACUGGCUUUCUAUUUGUUGCUUGUGAAUUUGGCAACCACUACUUAUACCAAAUUGCACACUUGGGCGAUGAAGAUGAUGAACCAGAAUUCAGUUCUGCCAUGCCAUUGGAGGAAGGAGAUACAUUUUUCUUUGCUCCCCGACCUCUCAGGAAUUUGGUGCUGGUUGAUGAAUUGGAUUCACUCUCACCCAUACUCGCUUGCCAUGUUGCUGACUUGACUGGUGAAGAUACACCUCAAGUAUAUUUAGCAUGUGGCAGAGGACCCAGAUCUUCAUUGAGAGCUUUAAGACAUGGUUUGGAGGUUGCAGAGAUGGCUGUAUCAGAACUGCCUGGUUCACCAAAUGCAGUAUGGACUGUGCGAAGACACAAAGAUGGAUCUACAUGGCAUGACUAUGAUUCAUACAUCAUAGUGAGUUUCGUAAACGCUACGUUGGUGCUUUCUAUUGGUGAAACUGUAGAAGAAGUGACUGACUCGGGUUUUCUGGGAACUACACCUACAUUGAGCUGCCAUGCACUUGGCAGUGAUGCGUUGGUUCAAGUAUAUCCUGAUGGUAUAAGGCAUAUCCGGGCUGACAAACGAGUUAAUGAAUGGAAGGCACCCGGCAAGAAGUCUAUUGUGAAGUGUGCCGUCAAUCAAAGACAAGUUGUCAUAGCACUGACGGGGGGUGAAUUGGUGUACUUUGAAAUGGACCCGACUGGCCAGUUGAAUGAGUACACUGAACGAAAGAAGUUGUCAUCUGAUGUAUCAUGUAUGGCGCUGGGCUCGGUAGCUACUGGAGAACAGAGAGCUUGGUUCCUAGCUGUUGGCUUAGUUGAUAAUACUGUCAGAAUUAUAUCACUGGAUCCUGCUGAUUGCCUAGCACCUCGUUCAAUGCAAGCCUUGCCCGCCAGCCCUGAGUCUUUAUGUAUUGUUGAUCAACCCUUUGAAUCUGGAGCCAAAUCUGCUUUACAUCUUAACAUUGGCUUAAGUAAUGGAGUAUUACUACGUACAACUCUGGAUUCUGUUAGUGGUGAUUUAGCUGAUACAAGAACUAGAUACUUGGGAUCUCGUCCUGUGAAACUUUUCAAAGUAAGAGUACAAUCAGCGGAGGCAGUAUUGGCUGUGUCUUCAAGAACAUGGCUCGGCUAUCAAUAUCAGAAUAGAUUCCAUCUAACACCAUUGUCAUAUGAAUGUCUAGAGUAUGCUGCAGGAUUUAGUUCUGAACAAUGUACUGAGGGUAUAGUGGCCAUCUCAUCAAAUACACUAAGGAUUUUAGCCCUAGAAAAAUUGGGUGCUGUAUUCAAUCAAACAUUCCAACAAUUAGAUUAUACACCAAGAAAGUUUGUUAUAAAUAGUGACAACAACCACAUCAUAGUUUUGGAGACUGACCACAAUGCUUACACUGAAGAAAUGAAGAAGCAAAGAAGAGUACAAAUGGCACAAGAAAUGCGAGAGGCAGCAGCUGGGGGAACUCCCGAGGAACAACAACUCGCAAAUGAAAUGGCCGACGCGUUUCUAUCUGAUGUGUUGCCAGAAAAUAUAUUUUCUUCCCCAAAAGCUGGUGCCGGCAUGUGGGCAUCUCAGAUCCGUAUAUUAGACAUGAGCGGCGGCGUGGGCGGGUGUAGUACAGUGUGUAAAGUACCGCUGGAACAGAACGAGGCGGCCGUGUCGCUGUGUGUAGUACGGUGGGCCGCGCUCGCUGACAACACGCCGCAUCUAGUAGUAGGGGUCGCGAAGGACGCCUUACUAUCACCACGGAGCUGCUCUGAAGGCAGUCUACAUGUAUAUAAGAUUUAUAACACUGGAAAAUUGGAAUUGGUACACAAAACUCCAAUAGAUGAAUACCCUGGCGCACUAGCAGCGUUUAACGGCAAGCUACUCGCGGGAGUAGGGCGGAUGUUGAGGUUGUACGACAUAGGUAGAAGGAAAUUAUUACGGAAAUGCGAAAACAGACACAUACCAAACCUCAUAGCGGAUAUCAAAACUAUAAGACAGAGAAUAUUUGUAUCGGACGUUCAAGAAUCUGUGUUCUGUGUUAAAUACAAGAAGAGGGAAAACCAGUUGAUUAUUUUCGCCGACGAUACAAAUCCUAGAUGGAUCACGAACACGUGUAUUCUAGACUAUGAUACAGUCGCUAUGGCCGACAAGUUUGGAAACGUUGCUGUGUUAAGACUACCUCAGUCUGUUAGUGAUGAUGUAGAUGAAGAUCCUACUGGGAACAAAGCUCUCUGGGACAGAGGUCUUUUAAAUGGAGCGUCUCAAAAGGGUGAUAUCACUGUUAAUUUCCACGUUGGAGAGACUGUGACAUCUUUACAAAGAGCUACAUUAAUCCCUGGUGGUUCGGAAGCGCUUCUAUACGCUACAGUGAGUGGAGCAUUGGGAGUGUUACUACCAUUCACCUCUAGAGAAGACCAUGACUUUUUCCAACACCUUGAAAUGCACAUGAGGAGUGAGAACUCACCUCUGUGUGGGCGAGACCACUUAUCAUUCAGAAGCUACUAUUAUCCAGUGAAGAAUGUGAUAGACGGCGACCUCUGUGAACAGUUCAACUCGCUAGAGCCGGCGAAACAGAAGGCGAUCGCCGGAGACUUGGAACGUACUCCGGCUGAAGUGUCGAAGAAACUUGAAGAUAUAAGAACUAGAUACGCCUUUUAA
Molecule: messenger RNA, 3663 nt
Organism: Danaus chrysippus (African queen)
Lineage: Eukaryota; Metazoa; Arthropoda; Insecta; Lepidoptera; Nymphalidae
Source: the annotation of a GenBank genome assembly